GUUUCCUAUGACAUGCCAUAGAUAUAGUUGACUAUGGUUGAGUAUGCGCCAUUUUCACAGAAACUUACAUAUUUGAAGCUUCAAUUAACCAAUUAACUGAAUCCAUGGCAUCUUCUUCGUCGUCUGCUACUGCUAGAUCGUGGCAGUUGACUCAAUUAACUGAAUCUUCAGCUAGAUCGUCACAGUUGACUCAAUGGAAAUACGAUGUGUUUUUGAGUUUCAGAGGCGAAGAUACUCGCAAAAAUUUCACAAGUCACUUGUACAAAGCUUUGACAAACAGAGGAAUUUCCACCUUUCUAGAUGAAGAAACGCUAGAGCAUGGCGAUUCGAUCUCUGAACAAAUCGUGAAAGUUAUCGAAGAAUCUCAAGUUGCCCUAGUUAUUUUCUCGAAGAAUUAUGCUAAAUCGAGGUGGUGUUUGAAUGAAUUAGUGAAGAUCAUGGAAUGCAAAGAGAAAUAUGGACAAUUAGUCAUACCAGUCUUCUAUGAUGUGGAUCCAUCAGAAGUUCGAUACAUAAGGGGAACGUUUGCAGAAGCAUUUGCCAAACACAAUAUUAGGUAUAAGGAUGAAGUUGGAGGAAUUCACAAGGUGAUAAAAUGGAUGGUUGCUGCAAGUAAUGCCUCAUAUCUAGAAGGUUGUGAUAUUCGUGAGAGAAUUGAAUCAGAAUGUAUUCUGGAUCUUGUUAAUCAAAUUUCAUCCAAAUUAUGCAAGACUUCUUUAUCUUAUUUGCAAGAUAUUGUUGGAAUAGAUACUCAUUUAAAGGAAGUAAGGUCCCUGCUAGAGAUGGAAAUUGAUGAUGUUAGGAUUGUGGGGAUCUGUGGAAUUGGGGGAGUCGGCAAAACGACAAUAGCAAGAGCUGUUUUCGAUACACUCUCAUCUCAAUUUGAUGGUGCUUGUUUCCUUGCGGACAUUAAGGAAAACAAACAUGGAAUGCACUAUCUGCAAAAUAUCCUUCUCUCUGAACUAUUAAGGGAAAAAGCUAAUUACGUGAUCAGUAAGGAGGCUGGAAAGCACAUGAUUGCUCGCAGACUUCGUUUUAAGAAGGUUUUAGUUGUGCUUGAUGACAUAGAUCACAAAGACCAUUUGGAUUACCUAGCAGGGGAUCUUGGUUGGUUUGGCAAUGGAAGCAGAAUCAUUGCUACAACUAGAGACAAGCAAAUUAUGGGGAAGAAUAAUGUAGUAUAUGAAGUGACUACAUUAGUUGAACAUGAAGCUAUUCAACUGUUUAAUCAAUAUGCUUUCAAGGAAGAAGUAAUAGAUGAGUGUUUCGAGAAGCUAACAUUGGAGGUAGUAGGUCAUGCUAAAGGCCUUCCUUUAGCCCUGAAAGUAUUGGGUUCUUUGUUACAUAAGAAGGACAUAACUGUGUGGAGAAGUGUUGCAGACCGAAUAAAGAGAAACAGUAGUUCAAAAAUUGUUGAAAACCUCAUAAUAAGUUAUGAUGGGUUGGAUCGUGAAGAGCAAGAGAUAUUUCUAGAUAUUGCAUGCUUCUUAAGAGGGAGAAAACAAACCGAGAUCAAGCAAAUUCUUGAGAGCUGUGAUUUUGGAGCUGAAGAUGGAUUGAGGGUGCUAAUUGACAAAUCUCUUGUGUUCAUCUCUGAAUAUGAUACAAUUGAAAUGUAUGACUCAGUACAAGAUAUGGGUAGGUAUAUAGUGAAAAUGCAAAAGGAUCGGGGCGAAUGUAGCAGAGUAUGGGAUGCUGAAGACUGCAAAGAACUGAUUAUCAACAAUACAGGAACCAUAGCAGUGGAAGCAAUCUGGUUUACUUGUUUUGAACAACUAUGCAUUAAUAAAAAGGCAAUGGAAAAUAUGAAAAGGCUUAGGAUAUUAUGCAUAUGUGAUGGGAACGUAUAUGAUAGGCUAACUUCCGUCUCUUCACCUCCCUCUUUGAUUGAUUUGGAAGACGUUCCCUAUGGCUCCAUUGAGUACCUGCCCAGCAACUUGCGUUGGUUUGUCUGGAAUCACUUCCCUUGGUAUUCAUUGCCAAAAAGUUUUGAACCCCAAAGGCUUGUUCAUCUGGAUCUCCGGUGGAGUUUGCUAUGUUAUCUAUGGACGGAGACAAAGCAUUUGCCAUCUCUACGAAAGCUAGAUCUUAGCUACUCCAAAAGCCUGAUGCAAAUACCAGAUUUUACGGGGAUGCCAAAUUUGGAGUAUUUGAAUUUGGAGGAAUGUUCGAGUCUUGAAGAGGUUCACCAUUCCCUAGCAUGUUGCAGAAAGCUCAUUGAGUUAAAUUUACAGAGUUGUGGAAGCUUAAAGAGGUUUCCAUGUGUCAAUGUGGAAUCUAUGGAAUAUCUGAACCUAGAUGGUUGCUAUAGUUUAGAGAAAUUUCCAGAAAUCUUCGGAAGAAUGAAGCCAGAGUUAGUGAUUCACAUGCAAGGAUCUUGGAUAAUGGAACUACCAUCAUCUAUUAUUGAGUACCGAGCUGGUCUUACAGUGCUAGAUUUGAGAGAUAUGGAAAACCUUGUAGCUCUUCCAAGCAGCAUUUGUGAGUUGAAAGGUUUGGUAAAGCUAGAUGUGUCCUACUGCUCAAAACUUGAAAGCUUGCCAGAAAAGAUAGCUGAUUUAGAAAACUUGAAGGAACUUCAUGCCCCAGGGACUCUAAUUUCACAACCUCCGUCUUCCAUUGUCCGCUUGAACAAUCUUAAAUUCUUGACCUUUGCGAAACUUAAAUCAGAAGAUGGAGUGUACUUUGUGUUCCCUCAGGUGAAUGAAGGGUUACUCUCAUUGGAAGAACUAAAUCUCAGUUACUGCAAUUUAAUAGAUGGAGGACUUCCAGAAGACAUUGGAUGCUUAUCCUCGUUGAAAGUGUUAAAUCUCACUGGAAAUAAUUUUGAGCAUUUGCCUCAAAGCAUAGUCCAACUUGGUGCUCUUCAAUCCUUGACCUUAUCAUAUUGCAAGAAGCUUACACAGCUGCCAGAACUUCCCCUGCAAUUAGAUACAAUAAAUGCAGAUUGGGGCAAUGAUUCAAUCUGUAAUUCGUUGUUUCAGAAGAUCUCACCAUUCCAGAAUGACAUCUCUGCUUCAGAUCCCUUGUCACUAAGAGUGUUUACAGCUAGGGGGAAAAAUAUCCCAAGUUGGUUCCACUAUCACGGAACUGGUAGAAGUGUAUCAGUCGAUUUGCCUGAAAAUUGGUAUGCAUCGGAUAACUUCUUGGGAUUUGCUGUAUGUUUCUCUGGCAACUUAAGUAACACCACAGUUGACUUUAUUCCCUUAUGUGAUGAUGGGAUGUCGUUGAUGACCCAGAAACUUGCCUUAUCCAACCAUUCAGAAGAAUUUCCAGAAACUGCUCUUCAUUUUUUCUUGGUACCUUUUGCUGGAUUAUGGGAUACAUCUAAGGCAAUUGGAGAAACACCAAAUGGGCCUAUUACGAUAUCUUUUUCUGGAGAAAAGAAGUUUGGAUUUCGUUUGUUGUAUAAACAAGAACCAAAUCUUGAGGGCUUGUUACAAAUAAGGGAAAAUAAUGAAUCCAUGGCAUCAUCUUCUUCUUCUGCUAGAUCGUUACAGUUGCCUCAAUGGAAGUACGAUGUCUUUCUAAGUUUUAGAGGUGAAGAUACUCGCAGAACAUUUAUGAGUCACUUGUACCAAGGUUUGAAAAACAGGGGAAUAUUCACCUUUCAAGGUGAUGAAAGGCUAGAGCUUGGUGAUUCGAUCCAAGAACUCUUGAAAGGUAUCGAAGAGUCUCAAGUUGCUGUUAUAGUUUUCUCAAAGAAUUAUGCUACAUCAGUGUGGUGCUUGAAUGAACUAGUGAAGAUCAUGGAAUGCAAGGAAGAAAAUGGACAAACUGUCAUACCGGUGUUCUAUGAUGUGGAUCCAUCACAUGUUCGGAAUCAAAGGGAGAGCUUAGAAGAAGCCUUUGCCAAACAUGAAUCGAUGUAUAAGGAUGAUGCUGAAGGAAUGCAGAAGGUGAAACGAUGGAGGAAUGCCCUAACUGCUGCCACAGAUCUAAAAGGAUACGAUAUCCGUGAUGGGAUUGAAUCUGAGAAUAUUCAGCAGAUCGUCGACCACAUCUCUUUCAAAUUAUGCAAUAGUGCUUAUUCUUUAUCUUCUUUGAAUGAUGUUGUGGGAAUACAUGCUCAUUUAGAGAAACUAAAAUCCCGACUUGAAAUAGAAAUUGAUGAUGUUCGGAUAGUAGGGAUCUGGGGAACAGGUGGAAUCGGUAAAACAACAAUAGCAAAAGCCAUGUUUCAUACUCUAUCUUAUCAAUUUAAAGCUGCUUGUUUUCUCGAGGAUGUUAAAGAAAAUGCCAAAAAGAAUCAACUGCAUUAUUUACAAAAUACUCUUCUCUCUGAACUGUUAGGAGAAACAGAUAAUUAUGUCAAUAAUAAGUAUGAUGGGAAGUCCAUGAUUCUGAGCAGACUUUCUUCGAUGAAGGUGCUAAUUGUGCUUGAUGACAUUGAUGAAAGAGAUCAUUUGGAGUAUUUAGCAGGUGAUGUUGGUUGGUUUGGUAAUGGCAGCAGAGUUGUUGUAACAACUAGAAAUAGAGCUUUGAUAGAGAAGGAUGCUGCUGCAAUAUAUGAAGUGCCCACACUACCUAAUCUUGAAGCUAUGCAACUGUUCAAUCAGUAUGCUUUCAAAAAAGAAGUUCCAGAUGGGCGUUAUGAGAACUUCUCGUUGGAGGUAGUACAUCAUGCUAAAGGCCUUCCUUUAGCCCUCAAGGUGUGGGGUUCUUUGUUGCAUAGGAAAGGCCUAACUCAAUGGAGAAGAAUUACAGACAAAAUAAAGAAAAACUAUAGUUCGGAAAUUGUUGAAAAACUCAAAAUUAGUUAUGAUUGGUUGGAGCCCAAAGAGCAAGAGAUAUUUCUAGAUAUAGCUUGUUUUUUCCGAGGAGAUGAAAAAAAGAAAGUCAUGCAAAUAUUUGAGAGCUGUGAUUUUGGACCUGAAUAUGGAUUGGAUGUCCUAAUUGAAAAAUCUCUUGUCUUCUUAACUGAAGAUGAUACAAUUCAAAUGCAUGACUUAAUACAAGAUAUGGGUAAAUAUAUAGUGAAAAUUCAAAAGGAUGCAGGCGAAUGUAGCAGAAUAUGGGAGUAUGAAGAUUUUGAAGAACUGAUGGUCAACAAUACAGGGACCAAGGCAAUAGAAGCAAUCUGGUUUCGUUAUGAUGAGAAAAUAUGCUUUAGCAAGGAGGCCCUGGAAAAUAUGGAAAAACUUAGGAUAUUAUGCAUAUGGUCCCAAGAUUGCUCCCCUUGCCAUGAUGGCUCCAUUGAGUACUUGCCCAACAACUUGUGUUGGUUUGUCUGGAAUCACUUUCCUUGGGAAUCAUUGCCAGAAAAUUUUGAACCCAAAAGGCUUGUUCAUCUUCAACUCCGCUUCAGUUCACUGCGUCAUUUAUGGAUGGGAAUAAAGCAGCAGUUUCCGUAUCUAAGGACGCUAGAUCUCAGCCGCUCUAGAGACCUGACGCAAACACCAGAUUUCACGGAGAUGCCAAAUUUGGAGUAUUUGGAUUUGGGCAAUUGUGUUAAUCUUGAAGAGGUUCACCAUUCCCUGGGAUGUCCCACAAAGCUCAAGAGGUUAAAUUUGAUAUAUUGUAAACGCCUUAAGAGGUUUCCAUGUGUUAACGUGGAAUCUCUUGAAUAUCUGGAUCUAAAGUUCUGCUCUCGUUUAGAGAAAUUUCCAGAAAUCCGUGGAAGAACGAAGCCGAGCUUAGAGAUUAAGAUGUGGGACUCUGAGAUGAGGGAACUACCAUCAUAUAUUGUUCAGUGGCUAACUCUGAGACACUUAGAAAGCCUUGUAUCUCUUCCGAGCAGCAUUGGCAUGUUGAAAGGUUUGGUUAUUCUAGAUGUGUCGAAUUGCUAUAAACUUGAAAGCUUGCCAGAAGAUCUAGGAGAUUUAGUAAACUUGGAGAAGCUUGAUGCCACAGGGACUCUAAUUUCACGACCUCCAUCUUCCAUCGUCUGCUUGAACAAGCUUAAAUUCAUGAGUUUUGCAAAACAAAGAUAUAGCGUAAGCCUCGAAGAUGGAGUGUACUUUGUGUUCCCUCAAGUGAAUGAAGGGUUACGCUCAUUGGAAGAUCUGGAUCUCAGUUACUGCAAUUUAAUAGAUGGAGGACUUCCGGAAGACAUUGGAUCCUUAUCUUCUUUGAAAGAGUUGAAUCUCAGCGGAAACAAUUUUGAGCAUCUGCCUCAAAGCAUAGCACAACUUGGUGCUCUUCGAUCCUUGGACUUGAAAGAGUGCAAGAGGCUUAAAGAGUUGCCAGGUUUCAUGGGGAUGCCAAACUUGGUGACUUUGAAUCUCAGUAUGAAUAACAUUGGGCAUUUACCUCAAAGCAUAGCCCAACUUGGUGCUCUUCGAUCCUUGGACCUAUCAUAUUGCAAGAGGCUUAAAGAUUUGCCAGGUUUCAUGGGGAUUCAAAACUUGGAGACUUUGAAUCUGUCAAAUUGUAUAAAUCUUGAAGAGGUUCAUCAUUCCCUGGGACUUCUCAGAAAGCUCCGUACAUUAAAAUUGACUAAUUGUAAACGGCUUAAGAGGUUUCCAGCUCUGUGCAUUGAUUCUCUUGAAUAUUUGUGUUUACGGGAUUGCUCUAGUUUAGAGAAAAUUCCGGUAAUACUCGGUAGCAUGAAAGCGGAGUUAGAGAUUCACAUGCUCGACAGUGUAAUAAGGGCUCUAGGUUUUAGAGGUUUUGAAAACCUUGCAACACUUCCAAGCAGCAUUUGUAAGUUGGAAAGUUUGGUCAGCCUAAAUGUGUCGGAUUGCUCUAAGCUUAAAAACUUUCCAGAAGAGAUAGGGGAUUUAAAAAACUUGGAGAAUCUUGAUGCUAGAGGUACUCUAAUCUCACAACCUCCAUUUUCCAUUGUCCAGUUGAACAAGCUUAAAUUUUUGAGUUUUGCAAAACGAAAUUCUGGAGGAGGUUUCGUAGAUGGAGUGAACUUUGUGUUCCCUCAAGUGGAUGAAGGGUUACGCUCAUUGGAACAUCUAGAUCUCAGUUACUGCAAUCUAAUAGAUGGAGGACUUCCAGAAGAUAUUGGUUGCCUACGCUCUUUGAAAGAGUUGUAUCUCUGUGGAAAUAAUUUUGAGCAUUUGCCUCGAAGCAUAGCACAACUUGGCGCUCUUCGAUUCUUGAACUUAUCAGAUUGCAAGAGGCUCAAAGAGUUGCCAGGUUUCAUGGGGAUCCCAUACUUGGAGACUUUGAAUCUGUCAAAUUGUAUGAAUCUUGAAGAGGUUCAUCAUUCCCUGGGAUUUCUUGAAAAGCUCUGUUCAUUAAAAUUGACUAAUUGUGAAAGAAUCAAGAGGUUUCCAGUUUUGUGCAUUGACUCCCUUGAAUAUCUGAAUCUGGAGGGGUGCUCUAGUUUAGAAAAUUUUCCAGAAAUCACCGGAAGCAUGAAUUUGAAGUUAAAGAGUGGGAUAAGGUGCCUAGAUUUGAGAGGUUUAGAAAACCUUGUAACACUUCCAAGCACUAUUUGUAAGUUGAAAAAUUUGGUGGAGCUAAAUGUCUCGGCAUGCUCAAAACUUGAAAGCUUGCCAAAAGAGAUAGGGGAUUUAGAAAAUUUGGAGUGGCUUGAUGCCAAAGAUACUCUAAUUUCACAACCUCCGCGCUCCAUAGUCCAUUUGAACAAGCUUCAUUUCUUGCGGUUCGCAAAACAAGAAUCAGAAGUAGGCCUCGAAGAUGGAGUUUGCUUUGUUUUCCCUCCAGUGUCUAAUGGAUUACGCUUGUUGGAGAUUCUGAAUCUCAGCUACUGCAAUCUAAUUGAUGGAGGGCUUCCGCAAGACAUUGGAUACUUAUCCUCUUUGAACGAGUUAUGUCUCUGUGGAAAUAAUUUUGAGCAUUUGCCUCAAAGCAUAGCCCAACUUGGUGCUCUUCGAUCCUUGGACCUAUCAUAUUGCAAGAGGCUUAAAGAGUUGCCAGGUUUCGGUGGGAUGCAAAACUUGGAGACUUUGAAUCUGUCAAAUUGUAUGAAUCUUGAAGAGGUUCAUCAUUCCCUGGGAUGUCUCAAAAAGCUCUGUACAUUAAAAUUGACUAAUUGUAAAUGGCUCAAGAGGUUUCCAGUUCUGUGCAUCGAUUCCCUUGAAUAUCUGAAUCUAGAGGGGUGCUCUAGUUUAGAAAAUUUUCCAGAAAUCCUCGCAAGCAUGAAACUGAAGUCGGAUAUUCACUUGUUAGACAGUGUGAUGAGGGAUCUAAAUUCCAUGUAUAUUUCACUUCCACGUUCUUUGUCUCAGGAUAUCGUUUCCUUGUCGAAUGCCAUCUCUGCUUCAGAUUCCUUGUCACAGAGAGUGUUUACCAUUGUGCAUGGUGGGAAUAAGAUCCCAAGUUGGUUCCACCAUCAGGGAAUGGAUGAAAGUGUAUCGAUCAAUUUGCCUGAAAAUUGGUAUGUAAGUGAUAACUUCUUGGGAUUUGCUGUAUGUUACUCUGGCAACCUAAUUGACAUCACAGUUGACUUGAUUCCCUUGUGUGAUGAUCGGAUGACCCAGAAACUAGAAUUAUCCACCCUUCCAAAUUAUGAUUCAGAAUCAUCCAGCGGUUUAGAAUGUGAUACUGAACCUACUAUGCAUUUUUUCUUGAUACCUCUUGCUGGCUUAUGGGAAACAUCUAAGGCAAAUGGGAAAACACCAAAUGACUAUGGGCUUAUUAAGCUAUUGUUCUCCGGAGAAAUGAAGGAGUUUGGAUUUCGUAUGUUGUAUAAAGAUGAACCAACAGAACAUUGCAUUGGGACAAAGAGGAACAGAUAUGACGAUAGUGAACACCAUGAUGAAGUCGGCUGCUCCUCUUCUAAGAAACAAAGGUCACAUUUCUAAUAUUCAUUCAUUGGACCUGUCUUUGAGAAUCUGCAGCAACAACCAGUUUCUUCAGAAACUUUGUAGCUCUUUCCCCGAAACCCAGAAUUUUGGCUUAAAUAUAGGAGCUCAUCAAUGGUGAUAUACAUAUCAACUGUGAGUUUUGUCGAUUUAUUCUCCAUCUUGUGUUAAGCCAUAUGAUUAACCAAGGUGAGUUGAAGGAUGUGAGCAAGUUUAUUUUCUUGAUAUUCAAAUCAGAUCCUGGAUUCUUGCCUUAAAAGUGCUCACAAGUGAAGAUUUUUUUUUCACGAUAGCAUUAGUUACAGAACUAGUUUUUCCUCCAUGAAGUAAAUUUUGGUGGGGUUUUGAGGCCUGUGCAGCUGCUGGGGAGUUUAUGUGGCAGUUGCCACAGUUAACUAAGCAGGAGCAAGAGACUAAACUCUGAAGAUGUUGACAAAGAAGGCACUCUACACAUCCAUUUGAUGCAGUGUGAAUUCCAUAUUGGCAGCAACUGAUGCAUUAUUACAAAUGAGUGAAAAUGAUGAUGAACCAACAUAGCAUCUCAUUAUGAAAUGUAAGAGCAGAUACGAAUAUAGUGAACACCAUGACUCCGUGUCCAAUGAAGCCAGUUGAUGUCGAAUAGUCAAUAACAUUAGAAGGUCACAUUUCUUAAAGUAUAGGAGCUCAUCAAUCAUUGAUUUACAUAUUAUCAGUGAGUUUCGUCAACUGAUUCUUCAUCUUAUAUCCACUUGUGUGAACCAUGAUUAACCAAGAUAAAUGUGCGAGAAGCAAGAAAACUUUGCCAAAACGGGUGGGUGAGAAUCCAUGGAACUAUCAGUAAGUCACCUCACAUCACAAAGCAAACGGACCAAAGGGAAACUAUUUCCAGGAACCAAAUGUAGAUCCGGUGGUAGAGUAACUAUUCUUCCUUCGGAUGUAGAGCUCAAGUACUUUCUGUUAACGUCAAGCAAGCAUAGAGUUUUGAUAUCUUUCCACUGUCAAAUCUACAUGUGGUAGAAAUAGUUGGUGGUUAGGAACAAAACACCGAAACUGAUCAAUCCAAUCCAGUAUUAUGGUAACAACCAAAAAAUCAAUAAAAGUACUGGAAAUUUGUCAUCUCAGAAUUGGAGAAUUAGAACGGGAUGGCAAUCCCAACAACCACCAGGGUGUUCACUACAAGUUUUUGACCAAGCUCCAGAUUGCAUUAUCAAUGCACUCCACGCUGAUAAAGCAGGCACUGUUUACCUGCGUAAAAAGCACCUUAGUUAAUAGUCACUAGUCAGCAUAGUUUCCCCCUUCUGGAGUUGUAAAUAACCCUUCCUAGUGCUAGUGCUACUACUUUUGCUCCCACUGCUUUAUCUAAUUCUACUGUGCAAUCAACAAAUGUUCAACCCUGCUAUGUAACCACUCUGUAAUAGCCAGCGUGUUUAACAUAUUAUCUUUUCUACCAAAAAAAAAAGAAGUUAUCAAUCGAGACAAACAUGAGUGAAGUCAAACUGUUCUGUCAGCGACAAAGAAAUUAUUCUUCUUUUUCCUUGCAGCUUCAUCAGCUUGUACUUUUAGUUGUGCAUUGUGUACAAAUUACACUGGAGUAUGGAGCCACUUAAGGUACAUGUGGCAUGGAAGGAGACAAAACAAGGGAGGUUACAAGAGAAGGCUCAGAAAACAGGUCACCCGAGAACACACCUUCAAGGAAAAAGAGCCUUCAAGAAGACAUCUUCUGGGAAUGAAUUGAAGAUAGAACAGAUGAAUCUGAAGGACAAUGAGACAAAGGGAGAGAAGAUGUCAGGAGAUUCAGGUGCGCUGACGAGCCUUGUACGAAUUUGAGCUCUAUAGGAAUAUUAGCUGGCAUUAUUAACAGUACCACCACCUGGUGUUUUAUCAUUAGUCGUAGUAUGAAAGGGAUUGGCCAAAGCCCCUCACCACUGUAACCUUUAAAUAGUUUGCAUCAAACAUUUGUAAAGGAAUUUCAAAAUUCUACCAAUACAACAACAAUACAUUAUCUUCUUUAA
Solanum pennellii is the source of this 10714-nucleotide messenger RNA. RefSeq lists its product as uncharacterized. The coding region runs from base 105 to 8723 and encodes 2872 amino acids. NCBI's taxonomy places the organism in Eukaryota, Viridiplantae, Streptophyta, Magnoliopsida, Solanales, Solanaceae. Gene Ontology annotation, biological process: defense response; signal transduction. The record is from RefSeq and is a predicted model, not a curated record. Gene Ontology annotation, molecular function: ADP binding; protein binding. The transcript is spliced from 13 exons.